Diaporthe amygdali is the source of this 1581-nucleotide messenger RNA. RefSeq lists its product as uncharacterized. The transcript has a single exon. The record is from RefSeq and is a predicted model, not a curated record. Lineage: Eukaryota; Fungi; Ascomycota; Sordariomycetes; Diaporthales; Diaporthaceae. The coding region runs from base 1 to 1581 and encodes 526 amino acids.
AUGUCCACAACGAGCAAGCCAACAAUAGCAAUAGCUGGCCUAGCAAUCGAGACCUCAACCUUCCACCCAGGCCGCACCAAGGCAGAAGACUUCCACCCCCGCCGCGGCACAGCCGAGAUAACAGCCUACCACGCCGCGGUUUUAGGGCCCGGCACGCCCCUAAGCCAAGCCGCGAACUGGAAGGGCGCCCUGAUCGGACACGCCCUGCCCGGCGGGCAAGUGAGCCUCACAGCCUACCAGCAGCUCGAGUCCGACCUGCUCGCGCGGCUGCAGGCCAUCGUAGACGAGCACCACGCGUCAACCGGCGGGCAGCCCCUCGACGGGCUAUGGCUCGACAUCCACGGCGCGAUGUGCGUGUCCGGGCCAGUGCACGACGCCGAGGCGACACUGCUGCGGCGCAUCCGCGCCGUCGUGGGGCCCGACUGCAUCGUCAGCGCCAGCAUGGACCUGCACGGCAACGUGUCGCGCGAGCUGGCGCACCUGUGCGACCUGGUGACGUGCUACCGGACGGCGCCGCACGUGGACGUCGCGGGGACGCGGGCGCGCGCGUGCGAGAACCUGCUCGAGGUGCUGCGGCGGCGGGGCGCUGGGGACAAGGCGUUCCGGCCCCUCAAGGCGUGGGUGCCGCUGCCGAUCCUGCUGCCUGGGGAGCAGACCAGCACGCGCGACGAGCCGGCUAGGUCGAUCUAUGCUGCUGUCCCUGGCGUGGAGGCCGUGGACGGCGUGCUUGACGCCGCGGUGUGGGUGGGCUAUGCGUGGGCUGAUGAGCCGCGGAAUAGGGCUGCGGUUGUGGUUACGGGGUGGGACAAGGACGCGGUGGCAAGCGGGGCAGAGAAGCUGGCGCGGCUGUUCUGGGAUAGAAAGGAGGAGUUUCACUUUGUUGCGCCGACGGGGAGUCUGGCGGAGUGUCUAGAUACAGGCCUCACGAGGAUCAAGGACGAGACGAAGCGGCCGUUCUUCAUCAGUGAUUCCGGCGAUAAUCCCACCGCAGGCGGCAGUGGCUUUGUGACUUGGGGCCUGGCUAGGGUGCUAGAAAGGGAUGAGUUUAAGCAGCCUGACGGUCCACAGGUGAUCUAUGCCAGUGUGCCAAUCGCUGGGUGGGCAACAGAGUGUGUCCGGGCUGGAGUUGGUGCUACGAUAACAGUGACACCAGGCGCGGGGAAUGAGGGCGGCCUUGAUGCCCCACUGAUGAUGACAGGGCGGAUACACAGUAUCAAGCAAGGCGACAAGGACGCCAAAACGGAGGUUGUUCUGCAGAUUGGCAGUGUGUUUGCGAUCUUGACAGAACAAAGGAAGCCCUACCACAAGGAAAAGGACUUCACAGAUCUCGACCUAGAGCCACGCAAGGCUGAUAUUGUCCUUGUCAAGAUCGGGUAUCUUGAGCCGGAACUGUAUGAUAUGGCAAAGGACUGGAUGCUAGGUCUCACACCUGGAGGGGUGGACCAGGAUUUGAUCAGGUUGGGCCAUAAGGAGAUCAGGAGGCCGAUGUGGCCGUUCGACAAGGCUUUUGAGAAAGAGCCGGAUCUGUCGGCAAGAAUCAUUGCUAUGUCGAACGAGCCGCUGGAGGGACCGGACGAGUAG